Messenger RNA from Staurois parvus, 398 nucleotides. The record is from the annotation of a GenBank genome assembly. NCBI's taxonomy places the organism in Eukaryota, Metazoa, Chordata, Amphibia, Anura, Ranidae.
ACUCAUUUGGCCAGUCACGGGGCCAAAACCAGUGUUUGGAGCCACAGUGUGGCAGUGGAGGCAGCAGCAAUGGGAGGCCAUACAGCAACCUAUGACAAAAUGGAAACCAGCAGGAGUGUGAGGAGACCUGAAAGUGGCACAUGGCAGAGUGGGAGCAAUGGGAGGCGGUACAGGGACCCAGGUCACACUGUGGGCUCAGCAGCAGCGUGACCAGGCGGUACGGGGGCCCAUGGCCGAUUUGGGGCCUGGCGGCACCUAUGGGAGGCCUGUAAUCUGCCAGCAACCUAUGACAAAAUGGAAAACCGCAGGAGUGUGAGGAGACCUCAAAGUGGCACAUGGCAGAGUGGGAGCAAUGGGAGGCGGUACAGGGACCCAGGUCACACUGUGGCUCAGCAGCA